AUGGAAUCCUGGGACAAUGAAUCUACAUUGCCACCACCCUACGAAGACGGUUCAACAUCACAAGAUGCUGCCCGCACGACGGCGCGACCGGAAACGCUCUUCAUCGCUCAGCGCUUCAUCCACGCCGGCAGCCCGGAUGGCCCGGCGGUGUACGAGCUGUCCCACCACAUCGACUACGUGACCAACACCGACCACAAAGUGGUGAUGCAAAAGGUCACCCGCUCCUUGCGCGACUCGACCGGCACGCCCUCGAUCCGCACGCGCCUGCGUCCCAUGUACGACCUCACGCACCGCACGAUCGCCGAGCUGCCCAACUAUUCCUUCCAGGCCGAGGCCCAGUCGCGCUUGGCGCCGCCACACAUGGGUAUACUACGCGUCGGCCAUAGCAUCAGAAGCAGCGGGAGGCGACGCUACCACAUCCUGCGGACCCAGUGGGGAGACGACAAUCGCUUGCAGAAGAGCGGCGACGUGCUGUUCGAAGUCAGCCAGACGCGGAGCACGGACAAGGCCAGCGUUCUGUGGGAGUGGUCCGACGGCAAGGGCGGCAUGCUCGCCCGCGAGUUGCUCGGCGAUGAUGGCGUUCUGAGCCUGGCUGUGACGGCUGAGAUGAGCUGUCGCAGGAGAGAUGCCCUGGCCGCAGCGUGGGUGAUGCGCAUAUGGUGGGAGGUCGCCGAGAGCGCCCCGACGAGAGAAGGUCUACGCAGUAGAGCGAAGCGGAUCAUGUCCACUACAAACCCGGACAUCAAGAACAUACGGCGGCAAGUAUUGAGCUGUUUCUUGGGCGGACAAUGA
This is a messenger RNA of Purpureocillium lilacinum, 792 nucleotides long. The record is from RefSeq and is a predicted model, not a curated record. NCBI's taxonomy places the organism in Eukaryota, Fungi, Ascomycota, Sordariomycetes, Hypocreales, Ophiocordycipitaceae.